CAAGAUGACGAGGAUGGGGAGGGAGAAGAUGAUGCCGAAGUCCAGCAAGAAUGCCUGAAGAAAUUUUCAACCCCUGACUAUAUAAUGGAGCCGUCUAUAUUUAACACGUUAAAGAGAUAUUUCCAAGCAGGAGGUUCUCCAGAGAACGUCAUCCAGCUCCUCUCUGAAAACUACACUGCAGUGGCACAGACUGUAAAUUUGCUGGCAGAGUGGCUCAUUCAAACAGGUGUUGAGCCACUGCAAGUUCAGGAGACUGUAGAAAACCAUUUAAAGAGCUUACUUAUCAAGCAUUUUGACCCUCGGAAAGCAGAUUCCAUCUUUACAGAGGAAGGAGAGACUCCAGCCUGGCUCGAGCAAAUGAUAGCACAUACCACGUGGAGAGAUCUUUUUUACAAGUUGGCAGAAGCCCAUCCCGACUGUUUAAUGCUUAAUUUUACUGUGAAGCUUAUAUCUGAUGCUGGGUAUCAGGGGGAAAUAACCAGUGUUUCAACAGCAUGUCAGCAACUAGAAGUAUUUUCCAGAGUCCUGCGUACGUCUCUGGCAACAAUUUUAGAUGGAGGAGAAGAAAACCUUGAAAAAAACCUCCCUGAGUUUGCUAAGAUGGUGUGCCAUGGAGAACACACUUACCUUUUUGCUCAAUCUAUGAUGUCCAUAUUGGCUCAAGAAGAGCAAGGAGGGUCAGCUGUCAGGCGGAUUGCUCAGGAGGUUCAACGAUACGCUCAUGAGAAAGGCCACGAUGCUAGUCAGAUCACUUUAGCGCUGGGUACUGCAGCCUCCUAUCCUCGAGCAUGUCAGGCUCUUGGUGCGAUGCUGUCCAAGGGAGCUCUGAAUCCAGCAGAUAUCACUGUCCUAUUCAAAAUGUUUACAAGCAUGGACCCACCUCCAGUAGAACUGAUUCGAGUACCUGCCUUUCUGGACCUCUUCAUGCAGUCAUUGUUUAAGCCAGGUGCUAAGAUCAACCAGGACCACAAACACAAAUAUAUUCACAUACUGGCGUAUGCAGCUAGUGUGGUAGAGAUGUGGAAAAAGAACAAGAGAGUCAGCAUAAACAAGGAUGAACUCAAGUCGACUUCAAAAGCCAUUGAAACUGUUCACAAUCUGUGUUGCAAUGAGAACAAAGGAGCAUCAGAGUUGGUUGCAGAACUGAGCACUCUCUAUCAGUGCAUCAGGUUCCCAGUGGUGGCAAUGGGAGUAUUAAAGUGGGUGGACUGGACAGUGUCAGAGCCACGAUACUUCCAGCUGCAGACUGAUCACACUCCAGUUCAUCUGGCAUUAUUGGAUGAGAUCAGUACAUGCCAUCAGCUGCUUCAUCCCCAAGUUCUACAACUUCUUGUCAAGCUCUUUGAAACAGAACAUUCGCAGCUCGAUGUCAUGGAGCAGCUGGAGUUGAAGAAGACUCUCUUGGAUAGAAUGGUGCACUUACUCAGUCGAGGAUAUGUCCUACCUGUUGUCAGCUAUAUCCGCAAAUGCCUGGAGAAGCUCGAUACGGAUAUCUCUCUCAUCAGAUACUUUGUUACAGAGGUGCUCGAUGUGAUUGCUCCUCCAUAUACCUCAGACUUUGUACAGCUUUUCCUUCCCAUCUUGGAGAACGAAAGUAUUGCAGGUACUAUUAAAACAGAAGGUGAACAUGAUCCUGUCACUGAGUUUAUAGCUCAUUGCAAAUCUAACUUCAUUAUGAUGAACUAAGCAGUGGAAAGUAUCAAGAAUGCAGAGCACGUGAUCAUUACUUUGCCAUACACUCCACCAGUACGGUUCUAUAACUGGGCAACACAGCAGCAAAAAAAAAAAACCCACCCAAAAACAAAACAAGGAAGAAAGGGCUGAAGGGUAUUUGAUUGACUUGCAUGGUAACCGUGAGUUUCGUAUCGGAGAACUGUUAAGGUAAUUUAGAAAAUGGAGUAAUAUUGAAGUAUUUUUGUUGCUACACAAAUCAGUGUAAAUCUGAGUAUUCUGAAGGGGAUAGCAGGA
Messenger RNA from Leptosomus discolor (cuckoo roller), 1968 nucleotides. Lineage: Eukaryota; Metazoa; Chordata; Aves; Leptosomiformes; Leptosomidae. The record is from RefSeq and is a predicted model, not a curated record.